UUGGGAUUCGCUGAUGUGUAAAUGACAGCGGUGAAAAAGCGAAGGCAAACCUCGCCGUGGCCAAUAGCAGCGGUGGCUCCGUGGGCGGAGACCGGCGAUCUGAGCGGAAAUAAAGGCUCGGUGCGCAGCUUCCGAGCGGCUGUUCCUCCUCCUGCUGCUGCCCGGCUGCUGCUGCUGACCCUGCCAGAGUCCGAGACCUGUCGGAGGAGAUGGAGCAGAGCCGCGCCGGCCCCCAGAGGAAGUCCAUCCGCCCCAUAGCCGCCAUCUGCAGCAACAUGGGGAUGGGGAAGGACGGGACCCUGCCCUGGAGUUUACCAACUGAAUUCAAGUACUUCUUGGACACCAUCUCAAGAGUAUCGAGGCCAGGAAACAUGAAUUUGAUGAUCUGGGGAAGGUUGUGCUGGAACUCACAUCCACCGAAUAUGUUUCCUCUGGCCAACGCUUUGCACGUGGUGCUGAGUGAAACUAUGAGCACAGUCCCGGACCACGCGCACUUCUUGUGCCGGGAUUUUGAGAGCGCUGUGCGCCUGGCCGCCGAGCCCCCCCUGGCUGACAUCAUCGAGACCAUCUGGAUCCUCGGUGGGACACGUGUCUACGAGGAUGCCCUGAAGCACCCGUGGUGUGACCUGCUGUACCUGACAGACGUCAUGGCCGAUUUCGACUGUGACGUGUUCUUCCCCAAGUUCGACAGAGAGCUGUUUAAAUUACAGGAGACAUUUCCAGAUGUGCCAAGCGAAGUUCAAGAGGAGAAUGGCAUAAAGUUCAAGUGCCAGGUAUUCAGGAGAGACGCUGCUGACACCACGUAGAGAAAAAAAAGAAGGAAAGAAAAGCAAAAAACGGAUGCUGUCAGAAAAACAAUGUGCAUUGUGCAUCAAAAUCUACUGUUUUCAAAAUAAUCUGAAUUUGAAAAAUUCAACGUUGAAAAAGGUGACAGCCUUCCAAUGGUUUAUGAGUUUAGAAAAUCCCAAGUUGAUCUAAUUGUAUGUGAUCCCUUUCGCCACUAGGUGGCGGCAUCAGUGAGAAAAGGGACAGAAAGUCUGUCUCUGUGGUGCCUGAUUAUCAUUAUAUUUGUUACCAGCUUCAAACCCAGUAGUGUCGCCUAAAAUAUGGAUAUAUCACUACAAAAUUGCACAGUUAAGCGUCAGCGUUUAAUGAAUUGAAGGAGCUCCCCCCGUCCAUCGUGGCCAUGGGCUUCGUCUGGUUCAGAAUCAGUAACUGAUGACUCAGAGAUGGUGUUUUUUUCUAUAUUAUAUUUUUACUUUCAUUGCUUUUUUCUAGAUGUUAAUGUUUUUUAUAAGGCAUGCCGGGUAAUGAAGAGUUAUUUCUCAAGAUCUUUCUUCUUUGCUUAUUUAAUGUCAUCAUCAUAGUUUCCAUCAGAUCAAAGGGUGGAAUGACUGUCUGGCUUUUACCUUUGCCUUUCUUUGGCCUAUCAUCUCCUCAGCUGGCUGGUCAUUUCCAGGGGGAAAAAAACAAAAAAACAUUAUUUAUACAAAAGGCCAGAGUAUUUUUUAUCUUAGUUUUUAAAUAAGAAAGCAUGAAAACCUAUUCGAGCAAAUCACGUAGAGGAAAUUGUGACCCUCUGGAUAAACAAUUGAACGAUCAGGUUCAAACAACUGUCCAUGUUAGGGUUUUUUCCUUAUCUUUCCUAACUUGAACGCUUGUAAGUUCAAAUUAACCACAAAGACACACACGCGUUGUCUCUCCUGACUUCUGCUGAAGGGGAGAGCUCUCUCAGGUCGAGAUUCAUGCAACUCCGGAGCUCCUGCUGCAGCUGUCUGUUUUUAUGGAGGCAUUGAAACUGGGGGGGACAAUUGUCUCACAACAUAUGGCAAUGCCCAUAUGGAAAAGUAAAAUCAACAAGCCUCUGGAUCAUGAUAAGUGCAUGACCCAAAACAUUCCAAAAUAUAAAAGUGUAGUGACACAAAAGACAAAAGUGAGAACUUUAUGACCUGAGACAUUCCAUGUAGUAGCAAAGUGAGACACGAUACAUUUUAUGAGGUAACUACAAUAGAUCUCUAGCAGUCCUUCUUUCUACUUUUCAUUUCUGCUUGAAUUUUUAGAAAGUUUCCCUUUUUUUUGGUGACUCCCAUGUUUUUUUCCUGUGCCUUUUCCACAAACAUAUUAAUAGAGUGAAUGAAAAUGUAUAUAUAUAAGAACAUGCAAGAAUAAUCUGUCCGAAGGACCCCUUUAAAAUAUCUAUAUUCGAUUGUAUGUGUAUUUAUACUCGUCCAAUCACGCCUCGGGGUGCUUUGUGAAAGCAUUGAAUAAUGGUACAGUUUUAUAAGGAGGGGAUUAACACAAGGUGGAAGGCAGUCUGUUUCACGCUGACUGAGGAUUUACUGUACUGCUGACAGUGAAGCAAGAUUUAACUGAAUUGUGUUUUAUUUGCACAAACAAAGUGGAUUUGUGUACAGCAAGAGUUACAGAGAGCUUCAUCUCUUGGCUACCCUCACAAUUUCCAUAUCUGUAUUGCUGCAAGAGCCUUUAAAGCUAAGAUUAGUCAUCUGUAUCCCAAAGCUUUCUGUGUGUUCUUCCUUUAAUUAUAAUCUAUUGCAUUAGGUACAUCUGCAUAAUCUACGGAUCAUCUCUUGAUUUCAUACUGUGAAAUAUAUAGAUUUCAUAGAUCUUUUUAAAGCUCUUGUAAGUAUUUCUGAUUUUAUUAAAAAUGUUAUGAUGCUGAC
Molecule: messenger RNA, 2681 nt
Organism: Menidia menidia (Atlantic silverside)
Lineage: Eukaryota; Metazoa; Chordata; Actinopteri; Atheriniformes; Atherinopsidae
Source: the annotation of a GenBank genome assembly